Myxozyma melibiosi is the source of this 4083-nucleotide messenger RNA. RefSeq names its product ankyrin repeat protein nuc-2. The coding region runs from base 445 to 3777 and encodes 1110 amino acids. The transcript has 7 exons. The record is from RefSeq and is a predicted model, not a curated record. NCBI's taxonomy places the organism in Eukaryota, Fungi, Ascomycota, Lipomycetes, Lipomycetales, Lipomycetaceae. Gene Ontology annotation, biological process: glycerophospholipid catabolic process. Gene Ontology annotation, molecular function: glycerophosphocholine phosphodiesterase activity; protein binding.
GACUCGGUGUCGAAGAAGAGAAAACAGAGAAAAGUAAACAAACGGCAGACUAAGCAGACAAAGCAGCCGGAGAACAGACGGACGGAGACUGAAAGCCUUCUGCGCGCGUCUCUGCUUCUUCCUCUUCUCCUCCUCCUCCUUCUCUCUCUGCUGCUCAUCCAUCGCCGCUGUCCGUACCUCGUGCACGACUCUAUUGGCAGCCGACCGCCGACCGCCGACCGCCGGGCCUGUGCGGUGUAUUGUUUCCCUCCCGCGGCCGGUCCCCAGUCGCAAUUGACCGUCUGCUCGGCCUUUGCUCUUUCUCGCUCGUGGAGUCCGUCUUCGUCAGCGAGUAGUAGCGAGCAGUACUGUGGUCCUUAAAGCCUCAGUUCUCUGUUCUCAGUCCCCACUCCCCUUCCUUCUCUCCAUCCAGUCUCAAUUCUCGCGCACUCCUAGACCCUACUCAUGAAAUUCGGCAAGUACCUGGCCAAGCGUCAGCUUGAGCUGCCGGAGUACUCGAGCUAUUUCAUCAACUACAAAGGCUUAAAGAAGCUUAUAAAAUCGCUGGGAACAGACGACUCGCAAUCCUCGAGUUCUCGACUGUCUAAUAUCGAAUCGGCUCUGCAGGCCCACAAAGUCACCUUCUUCUUCCGUCUUGAGCGCGAACUCGAAAAAGUCAAUGCUUUCUAUCUUCAAAAAGAAGCAGAGUUGAAACUCCGCCUCGCCGCUCUUCUCGAAAAAAAGAAAACUGCAAAGUCAAAGAUCGGUGCCGUCGUGAAAACCUCGGCGACAUUUAUCGCCCUCUACGAAGGCUUUGCGAGAUUCCACCGUGAUCUCGAUAAACUUGAGCAAUUCGUCGAACUCAACGCAACCGGAUUCUCAAAAGUUCUGAAAAAGUGGGACAAGCGGUCCAAAUCACAGACAAAAGAGCUCUAUCUUUCAACCGCAGUCGAAGUCCAACCCGUUUUCCACCGCGAAGAAAUCGCAGAGCUUUCUGAUCUAGCGACAACAAGUCUCCUCGAACUGGAAGCAUGGGCUGAAGGUGAGGACGUCAGCUUCGACCAUAGGAUUGCCGAUGUCUCGCAGAUCGAACGGACGAAUGAGGAGCUUGAUAUGGAGUUUUUGCGCAACGUCUCUCGCGAGUCCGAGGCUGCGAUCGGCGAAUGGAUCUCAAAGUUGCAGCAAGCGCCGGAUGCCUCUGAGCGCAUAACCCGUGUCUUUCUCCAGAGUAUCUCAGGUGAUGCGUCCGAUAGCACUCUGCGGUCUCUAUAUCAAACCGGUGCCGUCGACCUUUCUGCCCGCGACGAUGUCAACGAUCGCACAAUCCUACACGAGGCCGCCAUCUCCAACCGAACCGUGAUCCUCGACCUCUUACUUUCGCAGCCAGACCGAGCUACCGUCGACGCCUCGGCUGCCGACAUCUACGGCCGCACUCCUCUCCAUUACGCCUGCAUCCACGGCCGCGAGCAAAUGAUCAGGCCGCUGCUCACCGCUGGUGCGCCGAUCGAUGCCCUCGACCAAGACAACUUCACCGCGCUUCUGUUUGCCAUUGCACAAGAUCACAGCCGAUGCGUCGCCGAGCUUCUGGAAUGUGGUGCCCGCGUUGAUCCCGCGAGUGAACAGGACUACAUCCCGCUCAGUGUUGCCUGUCAGCGAGGUCUCUACUCCAUCACAGAAAUGUUGCUUCAACAUAAUGCCUCGAUUUUCGCAGAUGCCGAGGGCUUGUACCCUCAACAUUUGAUCGCGCAGGCGGGUCAUUGCAAGCUUAUCCCAUUGCUCAAGGCCUAUGGUGCCGAUGUCAACACUGUCGACAAGCUCAAUGGAUGGAUAGCAUUAUUCUACGCUGCUGGCGAGGGUCAUCUGACUACCGUCAAAGCGCUCAUCGACGCCGGCUCGGAUCUUAGCUUUGUCGACAAGAAGAACCUGUCGCCUGUGUACUAUGCUGCAUGGGAAGGCCAUCUUGACUGCAUGGAGCUUUUGAUCAAUGCCCAGACGUCACAGGGUAUCUCGUUGAACCGCGAAAGCAUACUUCCCCAGACAGCGAAACUGUCAAACACAAUCACUCAGCAUGAUUUUCCGUCCGAUAGCGCGCCUUUAGAGAUGGAUCUCGAUAUGUCGGAUGUGGAUGCGAUCCCAGAUCUAUCGCUGCCACCGCCAAUCCUCCCACUCAGACGAUACGGCCAUAACUUCUUAGACAAGAAGACAUUUAUCGAAAUUGUUUUUGAAGCACCGAUUAUCUCUCCAUCCGCUCUCUCUCCAUCCUCAUCCACCUCGAUCCAUCGCGCAUCGACUGCCGAGUACUCCUCAGGCGGCCAGGGAGUCGGUUCGAUCAAUUCGUCUGUUGUCGCCAACCAACCCCCAGUUCGGUUCUACUCCAACAUUCCUGCUUCUAAACUCACAGUGUCUUCCAAGCUACUCGACGUCAUCCCUCGCAGCUUGCUUCUUCCUCUGGCUGACGACGGCCGGACGUUAUCAUUCCAGAUCGAAAACCUUGACGAGUUUUCGAUCGAUUUCGAGGUCUUUCCGACCUUUGGUUCGCGCAUUAUAGCGAAAACUACUGCGCUAUCUCAUAUAUUCAAGGCUGCAUCGGGAGUCGGUACAUGCACUUUGCCGUUGUUUGAUCUUCGGCUGCAUGUGAUUGGCGAUAUAUCGUUCAAGUUCAUAGUCAUCAAGCCGUACUCCGGCACGCCGUUAGAGAUCACCAAUUACGAUGUAUACUGGAAAUCAACCAGCCAGAUCGACCAGCCCUCGGCGCCUUCCUCGCUUGCCUCUGUGAUUGGCACAAACACCAGCACGGCCGGAAGCGGGCUUUUGAGCAACUCCUAUUCGUCUGCGCUAUCGCUGUCGUCUGGCGGCGCGGUUCCAACCAGCUCGGGGUUCCAUCAUAUCCCGCACUCGCAGGUGCAUUCUUUCGUCACUGCCUCGUCACUUUCGGGAUGCUAUGCGCAAGUGUUUGUGCAGCUUACCAAGGAUAGGAUACCGGUUGUCUAUCCGUUCUGGACGGUCGAGGUCGCUCAGUUCAAAGUCCCGAUCUGCAAUCUUACCUACGAGCAGUUUGAAGCUCUAGGAAUGCGGGAUCCCGAAACCGCAAGAAAGCGAGAGCAGAUCAGGUUCGUGCACAAGGCUUCAGAAGCUUGUGACUUGCUGGAGGGGUCGUACUUGUCUUUAGAGGAAACCUUGGCUAGACUGCCUAUCGACGUCAGUCUGGACCUGGCGAUCUUGUACCCGACGCCUGUUGAGAAGGAGUACUUGAACGUGUCGUCUGCGAUGCUGAACCUGAACGAUCAUGUCAACGCGAUCCUGAACGUCGUUUUUGAUCACGCACGCAAGGCGCGCCGAGAAACAGCACCGAAAGCCGCCGCCGCAGCAGCAGCAAACCCGUCGUCGACCAUCCUGCGCAACCGCUCGCUGAUCUUCAGCUCGUACCAUCCGAACGUGUGCACGGUGCUGAACUGGAAGCAGCCUAACUACCCUGUGUUUUUCUGCGUCGAUAUCUCUGCGACUGAGGAUUCGGUCAAGUUUGUGAGCGCGCACGAUUUGCCGGUGAAGGAACCCGAGGAUCGACGGUGUGGGUCGAUGAGGGAGGCUACCGCGUUUGCGAGCAGUAAUAACUUGAUGGGUCUAAUCUGCGACUCUCGAUUACUGAAUAUGGUCCCAGCUUUGAUAGAGAGCAUCCGAGUCUCAGGCCUGGUCCUCGUUGCGCAAAACAACAGUUUCAGUAAAUACAACGGCGGCCCUGGCAUCGACGGCAUACGAGACGACAAGAUUCUUGAGUUUAGCGAGACUAUCGAUAUGUAGAUGUUCUGCAUUUUGAUACUAUAUCUAUAUCGCUUUGUCCUGCUCGUGUGUAUAGAUGUUUUUGUGUGCAGAGUGUAAGGCACUUGUGUACGAUUUUAUAUAAAGUUACUGGCUGAUUUUUGUGUUAUUUUCUGUGAUUCGGGCAUAACUUGCUUUUCUUUUUGUCAUUUUGUGUGUGUGGAUCAUUUACAUUCUUGUAUAUAUAUAGCGUCCGAUUUAGACCGUUCUCUCUCCGAGCAAAGAUCUAAAUCGACAGCAUUUCUUAUUAUUUCUAUCUAAUGAGCAUCUAAAAGUUAUCAACGACUU